Molecule: messenger RNA, 864 nt
Organism: Macrosiphum euphorbiae (potato aphid)
Lineage: Eukaryota; Metazoa; Arthropoda; Insecta; Hemiptera; Aphididae
Source: the annotation of a GenBank genome assembly
AUGAGUGUCGCGUUUAAGUUCGGAUUAGUAGUGUUGUCGGCGUGCGUGUGCUUGGCUUCGGCCGACCCGAUCCCCGCAGCGGCGGUCAGGACACAGGACGAUGGAUGUGCCGGAAACCAGGACUCGUUCGCGUGCGCACAGAUGCAGUUCUACCGGGCCGCCCGGUCUUUCUUCGACCAGGACAAGGUUGAUCUGUUAGGAGGUUUGUCCCUCGUCAAGACCGAGAAGAAGGGUAGGUCCCUCGCCGAGAACUCCGAAGAUGUCAACAACGUCGAGAACGCCAAAGACUCCAACGACCGCGAGACCGCACUCGAGGACUUCACCAUGCACAAGGUAAUGCGUUUCUUCCAAGAGAGGACCCUCCACUGGAACUUGUCGCCAAUCGUCACCGAAGUCUCUGAAACCGCCCGCAGCGUCGUCGACCAAAUCCCAACACAAUUCAAAUCCAAAAUCUCCAACUACAUCGAAGAAGGCCGUGGUAUCCUCAAGAAGAAGAAGUUCUUGAAGCAUCUUAUCCCACUCUUGAUCGCUCUGAAAGUCAAAUUAUCCGCCUUUGUCGUUAUCGCCUACGUCGUCAUCGCUUUGAUCGCCAAGAAGGCUCUGUUGGCCUCUGUCAUCUCUCUGCUCGUUUCCGGAUUCAUUGGUAUCAGAAAAUUGUUGGCCGCUCAACACCAAACACCUCACCAUGAAGUGAUCGAGACACACGCCGGACACGGUAGCUACGGUAGCAGCGCCCCAAGCGGUUACAGCGCAUCCAGCUCCGGAUGGGACAGCUACGGAGGAGGACACGACGCCCACGGAUCAUACUCCAACAACGUUGGACAGACCUUGGCCUACGGUGGACAAAAGCCAGUUGCCAGAUAG